Messenger RNA from Lemur catta (Ring-tailed lemur), 1884 nucleotides. RefSeq names its product BRI3 binding protein (gene BRI3BP). The transcript has 3 exons. Lineage: Eukaryota; Metazoa; Chordata; Mammalia; Primates; Lemuridae. Gene Ontology annotation, cellular component: mitochondrion. The record is from RefSeq and is a predicted model, not a curated record. Bases 124 to 864 code for a protein of 246 amino acids.
AGGCGCGGCGCACGGCCCUGGAGCGCGCCAACGCUGUCCUCGCCGGAGCCCGCGGCGGCCCUGCGCGCGGCCCUGCGCGCGGCCCUCUCCCAGUACCGCGACCCCGCACCCCGCCGGCCGAGCAUGGGCGCACGCUUCUCGCCGGGGGCCCGGGCCCGGGCCGGGCUCCUGCCGCCGCUGCUGCUGCUGCUGCUGCUGCUCGGGCUGCUGGCCCCGGGCGCGCAGGGGGCGCGGGGCCGCGGCGGCACCGAGAAGAACAGCUACCGCCGCACGGUCAACACCUUCUCGCAGAGCGUCAGCAGCCUGUUCGGCGAGGACAACGUGCGCGCCGCUCAGAAGUUCUUGACCAGACUGACCGAGAGGUUCGUGUUGGGAGUGGAUAUGUUCGUGGAGACGCUGUGGAAAGUUUGGACAGAGCUCUUGGAUGUUCUUGGAGUUGACGUCUCCAACCUGUCCCAGUAUUUCAGCCCAGCCUCGUUGGCCAGCAGCCCGGCCCGCGCCCUCCUGCUGGUCGGCGUCGUCCUCCUGGCCUACUGGCUCUUGUCUCUGACUCUGGGCUUCACCUUCAGCGUCCUGCACGUGGUGUUUGGCCGCUUCUUCUGGAUUGUGCGGGUCAUCCUGUUUUCCAUGUCCUGCGUGUACAUCCUGCACAAGUACGAGGGCGAGCCGGAGAAUGCCGUGCUGCCCCUGUGCUUCGUGGUGGCCGUCUACUUAAUGACGGGGCCUAUGGGCUUCUACUGGCGCAGCACCCCCAGCAACCCCAGCGUGGAGGAGAAGCUGGAACAUCUGGAGAACCAGGUCAGACUGCUCAACAUCCGCCUCAACAGGGUGCUCGAGAGCCUCGACCGCUCCAAGGACAAGUGACUGGCGGCCAGCCGGCGGGCGCCACUUCCACCAGCAAGCUCGCUCGGAAAACAGAAAAGGAAGAGGAAACACAAAAACAAACCACCAAACCCCAAACGAUCUUAAUAAACAUGACUGAGCAAGAAGGUGGCGCUUUGUGAGGGUGUUUCCAGCCGCCCGUCAGCUCUUAGGACUAACGUUCCAAGAAACAUCAAAAAGAUCGUUCAUGUAGAACGACACACAGAGUGUCAUUAGUGGGAAAAAUAUUUUUUAAACAAAGGAUAUAACCGUAUUUAGCUGUACAGUGAGAGAAAAUUUAUCUGUGCGUAGAGCAUAAAGUUAAUUUUUUCAAGCAUUGAAAUACAUCUUUUGUAAGGUUUUUUAAUAAAGGCAGAUUGAGUCGAGUUUAUUAAAACUUUACAUGGAGGGGGAGAAUAUGCUAAUUUGACAUUUUAGAAAAGUUUAAAUGCAAGCGUUUGUUUUUGCAGCUUAGGAAUUGGUGGAUGACGUCCGUGUGCGUUAUUUUCAUGUUCCAAAACUGUGAGCUUUAUUUUAUGUUAUUUUUGGUUGAUGUUGACCUAAUGAAUGUUGUCACUUCUCAAUGUGGACAGUUGGGCUAGAGAUGAAACCCAGCCUCCUUUGUAUCCUGGUCACCCUGUCAAGCCCCCAUCAGCCACAUUUCUAAAUGGAGAAAUCAUUAUUUCUAGAAGACCUGAGAUUUUUUCCCUCCCUCUGUACUUUGAUGUAUUUCAACCUCAACAUUUUGAAAAGGAAAAUUCAAGAAAGGGCAAAGAACUGUCUAGCCGAGUAAGCACUGAAGAUGACUCCAGAAUCUAUUUCAUGUCCCAAUGUCGCUGUCUGCCAGGUAGGCUGAGAUACAAAAGCUGUACCUUUGGUUUUUGUCUUUGUUUCACUUUGUUUCUGGUGGACUCAGGACCCUUGAAGGAAAACGAGCAGUGGCUAGUAACAUUUUCAAGUCUGUUGCUACUUAUGAAGCGUUCUCAGCAACAAGCAGCAGCAAUACACAAGCCUUGGCAAAGA